Messenger RNA from Capsella rubella, 4023 nucleotides. Its product is annotated as histone-lysine N-methyltransferase ATX5. The record is from RefSeq and is a predicted model, not a curated record. Gene Ontology annotation, biological process: regulation of transcription by RNA polymerase II. The transcript has 23 exons. Bases 473 to 3691 code for a protein of 1072 amino acids. Lineage: Eukaryota; Viridiplantae; Streptophyta; Magnoliopsida; Brassicales; Brassicaceae. Gene Ontology annotation, molecular function: protein binding.
UUCUCACCGAAGCAAAAAAAAAAAGACAAAAGCUUUCGUCUUUGAGUUAAACAAAAUUCAGCAUUUCGUUUUUUCCUUAUCCAAAUCAAAAACAAAAGUACUCAAAUCCUUUUGUUUUGAUUCUGGGUUCUUCUUAUAACUUAAAACAGAGAGAGAAGAAGAAAAAGUUUGGAUUUUUUUUUCUUUGGAACAGAUCUCUCUGUAUCUCUCUCUGUUGUUCUGUUCUUAAUUUUUUUUACAAAAAGAAACGAACUUUCUUAUACAAUUCAGCUACUUUACUACGAUCUUUGAUAAGUGGGUCAAACCCAACGGAGGAUUAUCUGGUUUUUCGUUCAAAGGCAUGAACUUUUUCAGGAAUUUAGGGAAAGUUUAGGGUUUGUGGGAUUUGAAAAAAGAAAGGUUUCAUUUUUAUUAAGUUGGGUUGGAGGAAUCAUCUGUGAUGCAGUGAUUUGGUAAACUCGAAUCAGAAGAUAUGAUAAUCAAACGGAAAUUGAAAACUCGAAUGCCGAGUUUGAAACGAUGCAGCUCGGUGACUGAGGAAGAUGAUAGAGCUCGGAAGAAGAAGAAGAGAAAGGUCAACUUCAAUGGUGGUCGUGGUCGUGAUUACUAUUACCCUCUGAAUCUUCUUGGGGAGAUUGGUGCUGGGAUUGUUCCGGGUAAACUCAUUGGGAAGAAUAGUUGGUGUAAGGAGGUUUCAUGUUCUCCUCAAGCUGAGGUUGAGGUUGAGGUUGAGGAGGAGUUAAAGUCAAAGAGGAUAGUUUCUGAUUCUAGCCACCGUGGGAGGGAAAGGGUGGUUGAAGUUUCUCGGCCACCGGUUGUGAGGACAUCUAGAGGAAGAGUUCAGGUGCUUCCUUCACGGUUCAAUGAUUCGGUUAUCGAGAAUUGGAGGAAAGAUAGUAAAAGUAGUGGCGAAGAACGCGAGGAAGAGAUUGAAGAAGCAGCAUGCAGGAAGGAGAAAGUCAAAGCUAGUAGUAAUAAUCAUAGUUUGAAGAUAAAGCAACAUGAGGCUAAAUUCACUCCUAGGAACUAUAAGUAUGCCACUGCAUUGUCUGAAGAAGAGACAGAUGAUGAGGAGAUUGUUAGAUAUAGUAAAAACAGCUUUGACAUGAAAAAGCAUAUGAUGAGUUCGAGGACUUCACUUGCUUCUCUUCAGGAGCAACGCUAUAUUGAAGAUGAGACUCGUCCUAAGAAAGAAGGUGUUUAUGGUCCAGAGGAUUUUUAUUCUGGUGAUUUGGUUUGGGGUAAAUCUGGGAGAAAUGAGCCGUUUUGGCCGGCUAUUAUUAUUGAUCCAAUGACACAAGCACCUGAGCUUGUUUUGCGUUCUUGUAUACCUGAUGCAGCCUGUGUCAUGUUCUUUGGUCACUCUGGGACAGAGAAUGAAAGGGAUUAUGCAUGGGUGAGAAGGGGGAUGAUUUUCCCUUUUGUGGAUUAUGUAGACAGGUUUCAAGAACAGUCUGAACUGCGUGGAUGCAACCCUGGGGAUUUCCAGAAGGCACUUGAAGAAGCUCUUUUGGCUGACCAAGGAUUCACAGAGAAACUGAUGCAAGAUAUUCACAUGGCCGCAGGUAACCCGACUUUUGAUGAUUCUGUCUACAAAUGGAUUGAAGAAGCUGCAGGCUCGAGCCAAUAUCUUGAUCAUGUUUCUCCAAACCAGAACAUGUUGAAGAAAUACAGAAAUCCAAGAGCCUGUGUAGGAUGUAAAAUGGUCCUUUCGUUUAAGACGGCAGAGAAAAUGAAAGCUCUGAUUCCCGGAGAUCAGUUAUUGUGUAAAUCUUGUUCAAGGCUGACAAAACCAAAACAGGUUUGUGGGAUAUGCAAGAAGAUAUGGAACCAUUUGGAUAGUCAGAGCUGGGUGCGUUGUGAUGGGUGUAAAGUAUGGAUUCACUCAGCGUGCGAUCAAAUAUCACGCAAGCAUUUUAAGGAUAUGGGGGAAACAGAUUACUACUGUCCCACAUGCAGAACAAAAUUUAACUUUGAGCUAUCAGAUUCAGAAAAGCAAGACUCAAAAUCCAAACUUGGCAAAAACAAUGCCCCGAUGGUGCUUCCUGAUAAGGUUAUCGUCGUAUGUUGUGGAGUUGAAGGCAUAUAUUUUCCAAGCCUUCAUUUAGUCGUAUGUAAAUGUGGAUCUUGUGGGCCUGAAAGGAAAGCACUUAGUGAAUGGGAAAGGCAUACUGGUUCAAAAGCAAAAAACUGGAGGACUAGUGUCAAAGUGAAAAGCUCCAAGCUGCCUCUAGAAGAAUGGAUGAUGAAAUUAGCAGAGUUCCACGCAAAUGCUACUGCAGUAAAACCUCCUAAACGACCUUCUAUAAAGCAGAAAAAGCAGAGGUUGCUUUCCUUUCUUAAAGAAAAGUAUGAGCCGGUCAACGUUAAGUGGACAACGGAGCGAUGUGCAGUUUGCAGAUGGGUUGAAGAUUGGGACUACAACAAGAUCAUUAUCUGCAACAGAUGUCAAAUAGCAGUUCAUCAGGAAUGCUAUGGGACGAGAAAUGUUCGCGACUUCACAUCAUGGGUCUGCAAAGCCUGCGAGACACCUGAGAUCAAACGAGAGUGUUGCCUUUGUCCUGUAAAAGGAGGUGCAUUGAAGCCAACUGAUGUGGGUACACUGUGGGUUCACGUGACAUGUGCUUGGUUUCAACCUGAAGUAUGUUUUGCAAGUGAAGAAAAAAUGGAACCAGCUUUGGGUAUAUUGAGUAUUCCAUCAAGUAAUUUUGUGAAGAUUUGUGUAAUAUGCAAGCAAAUACAUGGCUCAUGCACUCAGUGCUGCAAGUGCUCUACAUAUUAUCAUGCGAUGUGUGCUUCCCGAGCAGGGUAUAGAAUGGAGUUGCACUGCUUGGAGAAAAAUGGUCGACAGAUAACAAAGAUGGUGUCCUAUUGUUCUUAUCACAGGGCUCCGAAUCCAGAUACUGUGUUAAUUAUACAAACGCCUUCAGGGGUCUUUUCUGCAAAAAGUCUUGUUCAAAACAAGAAGAAAACGGGGUCUAGGCUUAUUUUAGCAAAUAGAGAAGAAGUUGAAGAGUCCGCCGCAGAGGAUACCAUUCCAAUUGAUCCAUUUUCAUCUGCUCGUUGUCGACUAUAUAAAAGAAAGGUUAAUAGCAAGAAGAGGAAAAAACAAGAGGGUAUUCCUCACUACACAGGAGGACCACGAUAUCAUCCUUCAGCAGCGAUCCAAACUCUGAACACAUUCAGGCAUGUGGCAGAAGAACCCAAAACAUUUUCCUCAUUCAGGGAACGGCUUCACCACUUGCAGAGGACAGAAAUGGAUCGGGUUUGCUUUGGUCGAUCUGGUAUACAUGGAUGGGGCCUUUUCGCAAGAAGAAAUAUUCAAGAAGGAGAAAUGGUUCUUGAAUACCGGGGGGAACAAGUGAGAGGAAUCAUUGCAGACUUAAGGGAAGCAAGAUAUCGUAAGGAAGGCAAGGAUUGCUAUCUGUUUAAGAUUAGUGAGGAAGUAGUGGUGGAUGCUACAGAAAAAGGGAAUAUAGCUCGACUAAUAAACCAUUCGUGUAUGCCAAAUUGCUAUGCAAGGAUCAUGAGUGUAGGAGAUGAUGAAAGUCGUAUUGUUCUGAUUGCCAAGACCACGGUAGCCUCUGGCGAGGAGUUAACAUAUGAUUACCUUUUUGAUCCAGAUGAGCCAGAUGAAUUCAAAGUGCCUUGUCAAUGUAAGUCCACCAACUGCAGAAAAUUCAUGAAUUAGAGAGUUUUAUGUAGCUGCUCUUACAAAUAAGAAGAAGAAGAAGCCAGGCCAUUGUUUUGUCCUCCAUACAACUAACCCAGGAACCUGUUGCUCUCCACACCUGAAUAGGAAGAUUGUAGAGCUCAAAGCUGAUGAAACUUAUGAAUAAGACACUUCUUCUAAGCUCCAAGGGAUUUGUUUUGUAGGUAGAGACUAGAGAGAAGUUUGUAGCUAAUUUGCCAUUAAUGUAUAGCUAAUUUCCAAAACCUUUUCGAAUUUAGGGUUUCAAUUUGUACUCAAAAGCUCAAAAUAGCAAAAUAGAAAGACACUGCAAAUCAAUUUUGUUUUUCUAA